Molecule: messenger RNA, 715 nt
Organism: Exophiala viscosa
Lineage: Eukaryota; Fungi; Ascomycota; Eurotiomycetes; Chaetothyriales; Herpotrichiellaceae
Exons: 3
Coding region: 271-615 (114 amino acids)
Source: RefSeq, a predicted model, not a curated record
CAUGUUCCAAGAUACCAGGACCCUGCCUGAGGGCCGAUAAAAGCUAUGCGAGCGCCGCAGUAGUCCAGGGAUAUCCACUUCCGGUCGAUAGCCGACGAUCACGUGAAUGACUUCCAAUGAGACGUCUUGGCGGAGACCGCGGGCGCAUCUGGUGAAGUCUGUUUGUUGCUGUGCUCUAAAUGUGGUUCCAUCUGCUUUCUCUUUCUCUUUCAUCCCUGCCUCACACCUCUACCUUUCGCCAACAUUGACUCAAAUUCCGUGCUCGCAAAAAUGUCGGCAAAUGGUGAAACUGUGCCUGCGAGCACCAGUGAGGUAGUCGACAAAGGAAAGGGCAAAGGCAAAGCAGUUGAGCAGCCAGAGAUCCCGGAGGACGACGACGAGUCUGAAGAAGAGAGUGCCGCCGAAGAGCAACCAGAGCCAGAAGAAGACGAAGAUGAGGGUAUGGAAGAUAUCGACCUAGACAACGUCAUUCAAUCCCGCACCCGUCGCAAGAACAUCAACUGGGCUGAGGCCGAGCAGAAGUCAAGAGAUGCUGGUGACGAACUUGAUGAUGAUGAGGAUGAAGACGACGACGAUUUCGAGGCCGAGGAUGACGAUGAGGAAAUGCAGGGUUGAGAUCGUAACCGACGCGCCGCUGUUCUCAAAGACCAAAAAUCCACACUGAGCGCAGCUGUUGAAUCAUGCCUGCCCCUCGAUCCUUCGCUUUGGAUUGAGA